Molecule: messenger RNA, 753 nt
Organism: Acanthosepion pharaonis
Lineage: Eukaryota; Metazoa; Mollusca; Cephalopoda; Sepiida; Sepiidae
Source: the annotation of a GenBank genome assembly
AUGAAUUCUUUCUUUUUUCUUAUUUUCUUCUUGUCGAUUUCUUCUUUUUUUUCUUUCUUUUUUGUUGUUAAUAUAAAAAUGAACAUUUUUCAUUCUUCUUUUUCUUCUUCGUCGAUACCAAACCGAACUUUUUCCCUACAUCAAUCAUUUCUUGCUGUUCUCUUUUUUCCCCUCUCCUUCAUUUUUGUUGAAGAAACUCGUUCAUUUUUUCUCUUUUUCAGAAACUCAUUCAUCGUUAUUAAAGUAAAACGAUUCUUUUCUUUUUUUCGUUUCUUCAUGAAUAAUUUCAUUCUAUCUAUCUAUCUAUCUAUCUAUCUGGAUGAUCAAUUAUCCAUCUAUCUCUAUUCUUCUAUAUAUCUAUCUAUCUAUAUAGACAUCUAUCUAUCUAUUUUUAUUGAAAAAUCAUCUAUCUAUCUAAAUUUAUCUACAAUCUAUCUAUUCUAUUUAUCUAUCCAUUUCUUCAAAAUCUAUCUAUCUAUUUCAUUUUCUUCAAAUCUAUCUAUCUAUCUAAAUCUAUCUAUCUAUCUAUUUCAUUUCUUCAAUAUUAUUCAUCUAUCUAAUAUCUAUUCAUGCAUCCAUUCUUGGAAUAUCAGGAACACAGCAUAUCUAUCUAUCUAUUUUCUUCAAUAUCUUCAAUCUAUCUAUCUAUUUCAGUUUUUUUCAAAUAUUAUCUAUUUCAUUUUUCAGUAUUUAUCUAUUUCAGUUUCUAAAUCAAUAAAUCUAUCUAUCUAUCUAUUCACAGUUUCUUUUUAA